UCGGGGAAGAGAACUGCGGCACUCGUUCAGUAGUUUCUCGGACGCCGCACCGGCACCAUCCGACGACCCUGCGAGAUAACCCUGCGCGUGGCCGCGACCCCCCUUGUGACAAUUGUGUGCGUAUGCGAAAACCUCUCCUAGCCGAUCGCGUGGCUCGGCCUGGUCCCCUUCUUCGUCGCGACCAAUUGGCGAACAAUCUCGCUGUGUCGAUCCCUAAAUCGAAGAGAUCGGUAACAAACGGAGUUCUGUAGCAAUAUUUUUUGAGUAUUCUUUGAAACGUUUCUUAAAACACGUGGAAGGUACAUGUUUAGUGGUUGCGACACCAGCGAUCGGUUUCAUAAAUCGGUUUUGAUCUCUCUCGCUUUUGACUUUUCAUUAUCGCGAACUCGCUGAGAUUUAUAAUAGAGUACCUCACUGUAGACGUCGAUCGAGGGAGGCCUCAAUGUUUCUUCUUCGGAUAAUGAUAACCAGUGAUAAAUUAGUGAUAGUGCGUUACGUGGGGAUCUGUUUGUGCCGAUCUGUCGCGAAAGGAUUUUUCUGCGUGUAACCACGACUGGAAGGGUGUACGAGAGAUCCAGAAGAAGAUAGAUCAUCAUUAAGACUAACAGAAAAAAAUCCGACAGAAAAGAGAAAGACGAUGUGAGGUAAUGCAUGUUGGCUUUCGUCGAUUAAUAUUCACGAAAGGAAAAAGAGAGAUAAGGACCGAGAAAAAUCGUCGAAAGCAGCCGAUAGUGUCACUCCGCAUAUCGCGACAAAAUUAUUUAAAAAGGACCGAUCGGCCUCGCCGAUUACCGGAGAACGACCGAUCACCCGCUGCCAGGAUCAUUCGCAGUGUCUCGAGUAUCCUCGGCGAUCUCGCGCGAAGAACACGGCGCCGAUUUCCGUUGUGGAGCUCGCGAGAUUCACCGUGUUGACCCGAUGUCAUCCCGCGAAUCGAUCCCGUCGUUUCCCGUCCGCGGCGAGUUGUUCCGGAAUCCGGCGAUCAGCUGGUCCAAUAGAUAAGAACUGCGCGGAGGCUGUAACCGGGGCGCGCGCAUAACGUCAUAUAAUACCGAGGUAGCGACCGACAGCAGCCGCAAGAAUGCGAGAGAAUCGAAAACGAAACGACAACGGACGUGCAUGGACGGUAAUAGCGGAUUGGCAGCCGCAUCCCUCGUUUCCAGCGACCCACGUCGUCUCGAGGCACCCUCUUCGGAGGCGGAAGUGACCGGAAGUCGGCUGUAAUGCCAACUGGCAGCGAGCGCGGCCCUCAUCGAUACUGCACCGACGACGACGAUCGCGACGAUUCAACGACGUUCCUCGAGACCGUUCGAGACGGCGGCGAGAGGUCGGAAUCGCGAGGAGGAGACGCGCGAAAACGCGACGAUUUAUAACAAACCGACGGGAAACGGUUGUACCAACGUGGACAGGGGGGAGGAGGGCAAAGAAAGAAGCGUCGGAUGAGACCGUCAUGCCCGCUGAGAUCGACACGGGCGGGCAUAGGGUGCUGCACUGUGAUUCCCGUGCCGACUGCCCGACUGCGACGCUGAUUCUUCGCGCGUUAACUUCAGCGAACGACGAACGCCGAGCCGAUUGCGCGCAUUUGCCCGCCGUGAGAAUCGACGAUAACGGAUCGCGCCAGUCACCGAGACGAGCCCGGAAAGAUCGACGACGGAAGACCGGAAGUUGCGUGAGAAAAGCGGAGCCGUUGGAUCGCGGGCGCGGAAACCCGUCGUCUAAUCGCGGUGAAAGUUCACCUACGAGGGUUCCGAGAAUCGGCGACAAAGAGGAAACAAUCCUAGCCGGACGUGACUUCCAGGCAACGAGUCGCGUGCUAAGCCCGCAGCCGUCACAUCGGCGACGAGGAAGAGGAGGGGACGAAGACGAGGACGGAGCAACCGGAGCCGGACUCUUCGGAGCAUGUCGCGCGUCGAGGGAAUCUCCGCGCGCGAUCGAGGAUGUCACCAAGGACGAGGGUUUCUCGGUCACGUGGAAGAACCCGCGGGAGAACGCGGGCGACGACGACGAGAUCGCACGAGCGGAGUCGCGGUUACGCGACGGGACGGAAGGAUAUCGGCUCGCGAUAGCGGACACGAACGGGAGUUCGAUCGCGAAGCGUCGAAGUCUCCGGGAUCGAUCUUGGACAAGACCCGUCCGGCCGACGUCCCGCGAAAGUGAGACUCUCGGCGCGGAUCUCACCGAUCGUCCGGGAAGGACGCGAACUGCGAGAGGAAACUCUCUUCUCUCUAGUCACCGCUUGCGUGCUCGCGCGGAAGAAGAAACCUACGAGGACAGUUUUAAAGGCGUCGACGAGGGGUUUUUCAGCGAGGAAUUCGGUAGCGACGACACGUGGACGGACGAAAACGGGCGAACAGUCACUUCGGGACGACGGAGCGAUGAACGUUCGAAAAAUGAGUGCAACGAAAUCGGUCGGGAUUCCGCGAGUAGGAAGAGGAUCGGGCGCGCGUGUUGCGUUUACCCUUUUCUGGUUUUCCUCCUCUUCUCCAUCGUGUUCGGACGAUGCGGACUGCUCGGUGGUUCGUCCAGUGUGCUUCGAGUCAAUGCGCGACCGAUAGCGAAUGGCUUGAGUGUUUUGGGGAUCGGAAUUAUCGGUGCAGUGAACGCGAGAUCGAUUGAUCCGAUCGGUGACGCGGCCAUUCGGGCCGAGAGAUCGGCCAAUCUCUCUCACAUGACCGGACUCUCCAGAGGGAAGAUACAAAUGUAUAUCAAGAAUCGGCAUCUGCAGAUUCUGCCGGACGGUACGGUGAGCGGUUCCAACGACGACACCUCGGACUACA
Temnothorax curvispinosus is the source of this 2777-nucleotide messenger RNA. RefSeq lists its product as uncharacterized. The annotation marks the transcript as partial. The record is from RefSeq and is a predicted model, not a curated record. Lineage: Eukaryota; Metazoa; Arthropoda; Insecta; Hymenoptera; Formicidae. The transcript is spliced from 2 exons.